Mytilus californianus (California mussel) is the source of this 4752-nucleotide messenger RNA. RefSeq lists its product as uncharacterized. The transcript is spliced from 8 exons. The record is from RefSeq and is a predicted model, not a curated record. Lineage: Eukaryota; Metazoa; Mollusca; Bivalvia; Mytilida; Mytilidae. Bases 171 to 4346 code for a protein of 1391 amino acids. Gene Ontology annotation, molecular function: protein binding.
UCCUUGUUUAGUGCAUUGGAUAAUAUGUCUGCAAAGCACUUGUUAAUUUCUUCCUUAUUGUGGUUUAUUUGUUGAUUAGGUUGUCAUGGAUAUUUUCGUAUCAUUCUUCAAGAAAUAGAUAUUUAAUCGAGGAAGAUAGCAUGAAAGCUUAGAAGCUGGGAUAAAUAGAGAUGGCAGUACAUAGCAUCAUUUCAUCACUGCAACCAAUAUUGCCACAAGACAUACAAGGACAAAUCCAGGCAUCAGCAUCAAGCGGCACAGGUACCCUAGACCUUGAUGACGAUGUUAAGAGAUGGGUAGUUAUAGGACUUUGUCUUCACAACGUCUUGACGCCAGCUUUGAGAAUAUAUGUCAGUCCAAUUAUUACUCAGAUGUAUACUUCAUUAGUAUCAACCGAUCACAUCAAUACACAAACGUCUCACAGCUAUCUCAGAAUAUAUCUACCAACAAAAACGAAACUAAACUAUGAAACAAUCAAUAACAACAAAACUCUUUAUGGUGGACAAACGUGGAAAUACGACCGUUGUGUUAAAAAUCCUAUUGACUUAUCGAAGCUUUUCGUACAAACGCAUAUGGCCCAGUACAUAGCAUUCGAUUCCACAUGCGAUUCGUCAGCAUUACUUGCGAUUAUUAUCAAUAUUGAUCAGUUUCCAUUGGCCGUUCAGGAGGAAGCAAAUGAAGUUCGUACUUCAGUUAGGAACUGUUGGGCCCAUUGUAAUUUUUUACAAUGGACUCCCACAAAAUUUGUUGCAUCAUUCCAGCUUUUGGAAAGAUUUAUUAAAAAGAUGGGUGUAAAUGCCACGGAAGAAAACAGAAUUUUAGGUGACAUACACAAUUGGAAAACAGACGGUAUGAAUUUUAUGAAUAUAUCCAUGCUUGGAGCGGAACUGGUUGGUGAAAUUCAAACCGCUACACAAGCCUUGACUGAAUGCACUCAAGAUGACUCCAUAGAAACAGAUUCAAAUUUUCACCGGUUGCAGAAACAACUCAUCAAGAUAGAGACAAAAUUUGAGGAGUUUAAAACUAAUACAGGAAAAUGGCUAAACGAAAUAGGCACUAGAUUAUCAGAUUGUAGUAUUAAUACAGAUAUGACUGAAGUAAAGAACAACACUCACUAUCCAAACCGUAUGUGCUAUGAUGCACACCAGCUUGAAGUGAAUACGUGGCAAGAACAUGAUAGAAAGUUCGUUAAAACUGCUAUCAUUAACGAUUUAUUAAAAUAUUUAGAAAAGGAACAUUUUGCUAUUGUGAUCGGAGCAUCGGGCAUGGGAAAAUCAGCAAUCAUACACCAUAUUGCUUUACAAAUUUGCCAAAAAGAAGGAUGGACAGUAAUUCCAUGCCAUAGUCCACAGGAAAUAAUAAGUCAUUACAAAGAAUAUGAGUUUCUUAUUUUCGUCACUGAUGAUAUUUGCGGUAAAUAUGCAGCAAGCGAAGUUGAUAUUGAAAACUGGAUUAAUAAUAGGAAUAAAUUAAAGAUGAUGCUAGGAAAAAACAACAUUAAAAUACUAGCAUCAUGUCGCUUAGAAAUAUUUAAUGAGGAAAAGGUACAACGAUCUUUAAUGCCAUUUCUAUCUUGUAGCUUUGAUCUUUCUACUAAAUAUAAACUUUCUCUGAAAGAAAAAUUAGCCAUAGCUGGGAAAUAUUUGAAGACUGAAUACUGUGAGAAAUUAGAAGACAUUCUGGGAAGUGACACUUUUUCCCCUUUACUGUGUUUUUUAUUCUCAAAGUACGAACAAUUUACCGUUCAUGAGUUCCUAAAUGAGCCAUUUAAUAUUUUUAGUUCUGAAUGGGAUGAGUUAAAAGUCGUCGAUCCUCAUAAGUACUGCCUACUGUUCAUGUUUGUAAUUUUUAAUGGUACCAUCAAUGAAUCAUUAUUCAAUGAAACAAAUGAAGAUGAAAGGAAGAAACUUAAGAAUGUUUUUGAAAAUUUUAACAUUGAUCGCUGCACACCGUUAUCUUUAAUAAGGAAAAAACUAAAUUUCUGUGUAGGCACUUACUUCAUCAAAAUAGGUAAAAUGUAUAAAGUUAUACAUGACAAAAUGUUUGACUUUCUUUGUUGCUAUUUUGGUAACAAGAUGACUUCUUUUGUAAUAAAGUAUUCAAAUAUUGAGGUCUUAUGUGAGCGAACUCAAUUACAAUCUUUUAACACCUUACACCCAUGUCGCACCAGGAAUACCGUUGUAGUUGAUAGUCAAUAUGAAAUGGAAUAUUUUCAAAGAUUUCAAAAAGAUAUACAGCAUGGACUUCAGAAGGCUUUAAAUAUCGUACAAAUGAAGUACAAAGUUUGCAGGGAACACUAUUUAUAUAUUUUAAAAACUAUAAGUAAGAAAUCAUCAUUAAAACAAAUUAUAAAUAAAAAAGAUGAAAACAGUAACAAUGCCUUUAUUAUAGCAUGUUCAUACGGUUAUGAUGCAAUAGUUCAGUUUUUUAUUUCCGAUGGAGCCGAAAUUAAUGUUAAAGAUACACGUUUGUCUCCAAUGACAGCUGCAUGUGGCUCUGGAAAUUAUUCUACUGUUGUUUUGUUGUUAAAACAUGGCGCCCACUUAAAUCAACCAGAUAAAUGCGGGGAAAUACCCUUAUAUGUAGCUUGUUUUGGAGGAUUUAAAAAUGUAAUUGAAUUAUUAAUUGAAAAAGGAGCGGAUAUAAACAAAACUGUAAAAUCGGGAGCAUCACCUUUGUUUGCUGCAUGUAACAGUGGGGAUGAAAGUACAGUCACAAUGCUAGUGUUGCAUGGCGCAAAUGUGAAUAAAAGCACUAAGUCUGGAAAUACUCCUUUGUUUGCUGCGUGUUGUGGUGGAUUUGAAUCGAUAGUUAGAACCCUCGUUAAUAAGAGAGCAUUGGUGAAUAAAACAUUUGAGAAUGAAGGGUCGCCAUUAUUUGCGUCAUGUCAGAGAGGAUUCAAGAAAAUCGUGCAAUUACUGUUAGAAAACGGGGCCCAAGUAAAUAAUUCUGAAAAUAACUAUACACCUUUGCAUGCUGCUUGUAAUAUAGGAGAUUAUGAAAUUGCAAAGUUGCUGAUAGUAAAAAAGUCGGAGAUAAACAGUCCAAAGGGUGACGGUCAGACACCUCUUCAUGCUGCAGUUAAAAGUAAUAAUGAGAAAUUAGUCGAUUUAUUAGUAUGUGAAGGCGCAGAUAUAAAUGCAUCUUACGGUUGUGGAUUUACACCUUUGUACGAGGCAUCCAUUGCAGGAAACUUGCAAGUUGUGUUAAUUUUAGUAGAAAACGGAGCAGUUUUAAACGUAGCUUCACAUUCGGGCGAAACUGCAUUGUUUGGUGCAUGUCGUAAGGGACAUUAUGAAAUAUCAAAAUUUCUAGUAGAAAGGGGGGCUGACAUUAAUAAAAGUAACUGGAAUGGUGAUACUCCUUUACAUAUUGUAUGCGCCGGGCGAUAUGAAAAAAUAGUCCAGAUCUUAAUAAAAAGUAAAGUUGACAUCAAACUUUUAAAUAACAAUAAAGAAUCACCAUUUUACAUGGCAUGUACAAAUGGAUACUAUACAAUUGCUAAAACACUACUGACCAAUAAAACGGAUGUUAAUGAAGGAACAAUUUAUGGAUGGAGUGCUUUAUAUGCGGCCGCCUCAUCCGGUCAUAAAGAAGUAGUGGAACUGUUGUUAGAGAACGGAGCGAAUGUUAAUCAGUGCAAUACCUCCGGGUGUACCCCUUUGAUUGCUGCUUGCAGUGAAGGACAUAUAGACACUGUUAUUUUAUUAGUUAACAGUGGAGCUGAUUUUAAUAUAGCUAACGGAAAUGGAGAGACUCCUAUGCACGUUGCCUGCUUUGGUGGAUACAGUUCUACUUAUAAAUUUUUAUUACACAAGGGAGCGACUAUAAACACAUCUGAUGCGAAAGGAAAUUACCCCCUUCAUAACGCAUGCAAAAAUGGACACACCGAAAUAGUUAUGCUUAUUCUAGAAGAACAGGUUAAUUUAAACUGCAUUAAUAGUAUGAGAAACACACCACUGCAUUUUGCAUGUUUUGGUGGACAUUCUGAUAUUGUUGAAAAAUUAAUAGAAAAACAUGCAAAUGUAAAUAAGGUUGAAGUCAAUGCUGAAACGCCUCUGUUUGUAGCUUCUAAAGGUGGUUACCAUAAAAUUGUUCAAAAGCUCAUCGAUGCUGGAUCUUUUGUUAAUAUGCUAAAUUUUACUGGAUGGACACCUCUUUGUGCAGCAUGUAAAGAAGGGCAUUACGAAACAGUAAAACUAUUAUUAGAGAAUGGUGGCGAUAUUGAUCAAGCUAACUGUGAUGAACAAACACCUUUACAUAUAGCAACGAUAAACGACCAUAAGAAAAUAUCUGAAUUACUUUGUGACAAGGGAGCGGACAUUUGUGAAUGGCCUGAAAAAUAAAUUUUAUUUAAAAAAGAGUUGGAUUACUGGAGCACAUUUUAAAGAUAAGAUCAAAUACGUGUCAAAUAAGAAGAAAGAGCAGUAAUAAUGAAAAAGACCCGGUGUAAUAAAUGUAAGCUCAGCAGAGAAGUGGUGACGGCUAAACGAAUUUUAAAAGUAUUCAUUGAUUAUGAAACACAAAAGUGCUAAAAGUGUUGAACGCCAAUAAGCUGAACAUUGUUAGAUUGGACAAAACAAACUAUAGAAUUAAGCGGUUCCCGGAUUCAGGUGAAGCCUUCCGGCAGACAGACUAGUGAACUGAUACAGCGAGAUUUAGGGGAACGAAUUGAAAAAGCAAUAACCCGUUUUGAUCGUUAUAAAUUUACUUUCUUGUAAAAAUAUACAUUAAAGCAAAUAAGUUAUCUUA